UUAUCUAUUAUUUACGUUUGUUUGAGAUUUUCGAUGAAUGAAUGAAGCAUUUUAUAGUGCUUUUUUAUGGAGCACUAGGAAGAAAAUAUUUACCCAUGGAGCACUUUUUUUCUCUUACAUUAGUCAAAAAGAUCCCUGUUGUUUGUCGUCUUAUCAAAUACAGUUAUAUACUAAUAUAGCCUAUAUAUUAAUAAGAAACAAAUGAUAGUUGAAAGAUCCCCUAAGAAAAUAUUAAAAGAAAGUCCUUCCUCGAAUUUUUCCUAUAGGAAAAUUCAGGAAAUUGUAAUUAAUUGUAAGCUGAAAUCUGUUAUUUGAUGACAAAUAAACAAAUAAAAGACAUUUAAGUCCAAUACACAAGCGACAAAAGCAGUAAGACCAACUUAUAUCAUUAUUUAUAAACGAAUUCAUCAUUUUAACAUUUUUAUGACGCCGUCAUUAGCUGCAGUGCCAGGCCGUCAAAACCACGCCCUCUUUCUCAGCGCACAUGCUCAUUGGUCAAACUGUCAUUUGCAGGACACGCCCCCGGACUGGCUGGGCUGUAUAUAAACAGGCCGUGAUCUCUCACCAGCAACAAGUACCUGAAGGGUACAAGCAAAGAAACCUUUUGACGACCUGCGGUUUUUAAACGGUUGUCUUGAGCAAUACGUUGUUUCAGGAUCUGAAGGAAUUUGUCUUAAUAUUCCUAAGUCCUUCAAAACUUUACUACUUGAGAAGCAUUCAAGUAGCUAUAAGCCAUUUUUACCUUAAUACAUAAAGAUGGAGUUGUCGGAUAUUCCCUUCCCCAUCUCAUCAGCUGAUGAUUUCUACGACGACCCUUGCUUCAACACCAACGACAUGCACUUCUUUGAAGACCUGGACCCCAGGCUCGUCCACGUGAGCCUGCUCAAGCCCGACGACCAUCACCACAUCGAGGACGAGCACGUAAGGGCACCCAGUGGGCAUCAUCAGGCCGGCAGGUGCCUGCUGUGGGCAUGCAAAGCCUGCAAGAGAAAAACAACCAACGCUGACCGCCGCAAAGCCGCCACCAUGAGGGAGAGGAGACGACUGAGCAAAGUCAACGACGCUUUCGAGACCCUCAAGAGAUGCACGUCCACCAACCCGAACCAGAGGCUGCCCAAAGUGGAGAUUCUGAGAAACGCCAUUAGUUACAUUGAGUCGCUGCAGGCGCUGCUCAGGAGUCAAGAGGAAAACUACUACCCUGUUCUGGAGCAUUACAGCGGAGACUCUGAUGCCUCCAGCCCGAGAUCCAACUGCUCUGAUGGCAUGAUGGAUUUCAUGGGCCCUACAUGUCAGUCGAGAAGACGGAACAGUUAUGACAGCUCUUACUUCAACGACACGCCAAAUGCUGACGCACGGAAUAAUAAAAGCUCAGUGGUGUCGAGUUUGGAUUGUCUGUCGAGUAUCGUGGAGCGAAUUUCCACAGAGACCCCCGCGUGUCCCGUGCUGUCAGUACCGGAGGGGCACGAAGGGAGUCCGUGUUCUCCGCAGGAGGGGUCCGUCCUGAGUGAGAGCGGGGCUCCUGCACAGUCCCCGACCAACUGCCCUCAACAGCAGGCUCAGGAUCCCAUCUAUCAAGUGCUUUAAAGAUCCGGUACAUUUCAAAACAAAUCGAAAGGGACAAUUUGAAUCAAGAAGCAUUCAACAGAAAAAUGACAAAUCCGAUCUUAACGUCAAAAGAAAGACUAUUUCGAUCCACUGCUGGAAACUAGGAACGAAUGAUCUUUCUUUCUUUCUUUCUUUCUUUCUUUCUUUCUUUCUUUCUUUCUUUCUUUCUUUCUUUCUUUCUUUUUAUGCUGUGGAAAAUCUAAUUCCUUUAUGAAAAAGGCAAGUGAGUUUCUUAACUACGCUUAUUUAUAUUAUUGUAGCUAUCCAUGUGAAAAUGUGACCAUAUUUUUUUCCCCUUUGUGAGUAUAUUUUCUGUCACCAUCAGCUUUUAUUUCCUAAUUAUUUACGAGAGAAUCGUAAUCCAGAUACGGAUAGUAGGACCACUUUUGUAUAUGUGUAAAUAAGAUCUGUUUUGUUAAAGCGACGAAAACGAACAAACAUAUUAUUGUAUUUAAUGAUGCCUGUUUGAAACACUAGCUUGUUGUGUCUUGUGUUAAACUUUAUAUUUAUACUUCUUAAACGAGUGAAUGUCGGAUUAAUAAAAAUAUAACUAUUUAUACUCAAAUA
Messenger RNA from Megalobrama amblycephala (Wuchang bream), 2172 nucleotides. RefSeq names its product myogenic differentiation 1 (gene myod1). The coding region runs from base 757 to 1584 and encodes 275 amino acids. Lineage: Eukaryota; Metazoa; Chordata; Actinopteri; Cypriniformes; Xenocyprididae. Gene Ontology annotation, biological process: positive regulation of myoblast differentiation; regulation of transcription by RNA polymerase II; muscle organ development. The record is from RefSeq and is a predicted model, not a curated record. The transcript has 3 exons. Gene Ontology annotation, molecular function: DNA-binding transcription factor activity, RNA polymerase II-specific; RNA polymerase II cis-regulatory region sequence-specific DNA binding; protein dimerization activity.